UAUAUUAUCUAAAUAAAAUCGUGAAGUUACGCUCACAGUAUCAUUUUAGCACAGGUUUCCGUUGUGCUUGAAAUGAGUGUGAAGGCAAGACCAUUGUAUUGACAGUGAAACUCGAAACCCGGUCUCCGCAGUGCGAGGUUCUCGCAGAGGUAGCUUACGGGGAAGAGACUAUAGACCUAGGUAGGACAAUAAUAGGACAUUUCUGGCUUUCGCACGGGCAACUUUGAUACAAUAACUGAUACAAUAACUUGGGCAACAUUUGAGGGAUGCAUAAGGACAGUCGUUUGUUCAUAUUAUUCACAAAUAAGGCUAGGUGUAAUACAUUACAUUAAAUACCCUGAUAUACAAACCGUCUUUUGUAUCAGUGUGUUUUUUAUAAUUUUUAUAAAUUUCCAAUGUUUUUUAAUGAUUAAGUAGGCCGACUUAAUUGUUGCGUGAAAGUAUGUAGCAGACAGUGAAAGUGCUCGAGAGAGGCAGGGUUGGGAGCAUUCCGUUUUUUUUGUUUUACAGUAAACAUCGAUACAAUGUUUUUCUCUUAUGACAGAUAAGCCAAAGGUGUACCAGGGCGUGCGGGUGAAGACAACUGUUAAAGAGUUGCUGCAACAGCAGAGAGCUCUCCAGACAGCAAUCAAAACUGUUAGAAUGAAAUCCCAGAGCUUGGCGAGUCAGGAUGUUUGCGUCUCCUCCUCUUUGCCAGGCCAUUAUUUUGAUUAUUUCCCUCAAGAGAUGAAUUCCAACGGCAGCUUUCAGCCGCGGGCCUUUCCAGACAGCAACGUUCAGAUGGAAAGCUUCGAUAAUCAACAAUUGAUAAGCAUGAUGAUGCCCAGCGAGAACUACAGCAGUGGUAUUGUGCAUCCCGCUACCUCAACAAAACUUUGGCCCCAGGAAAAUCACUCCCUGAAUAUGGACUAUUGCGUCAAUGGCAUGGCUCCCAGCUCACCAUCAGGUUCUCUAAAUAUGUCAAGUCCGGUCGAUUACAAUAGUUAUUCGCCACAGGAGUCUUACUCUUCGUCGUGUUACAACUCUCCGAACAGAAUGGACUCGAGUUAUGGGUUUGUUCCAGAGCACUACCACUACCAGCACUGCAACCUCCAGCACUGCUACUGCCUGUCCCAUUGGUCGGGUACCCAGGAGAGCAUCUCCACUCCAGAAUACGCUAUUUAUGGCACAACAGACUGUGUACACGCCUCGCCUGUGGAUACCAGCUAUUUCAGGCGGGAAUUGUCAAGUUCAGAGAUGUGCUACCUUUAAAGAUCCUCUCGGUCUUUGUUUUCUGUGUAAAUACAGUAGAAUGUACAGUGAAAACAAUGUCUGUAACUCGAUGUCAAACGGUUGCACUUGUGGCACUUGCUUUAAGAUGUAGGCCUGCUUUGCAUUUCGGACUGUUUGCUGUCACAGUUUCCUCUGAGUUUCUGUUUUUGUUAUGAUUGGAAGAGUGCUUUUAGAAUUCAUGAGUUUGGAUAAAUGUUGCAAAUGUAUGGGCUUAGAGCUAUCUAGUUAGUUAUUGACUGUGAUUUAGAUAUAUAAAAACACAUCUAAUGAUGUCAUCCUGCUUUUUUACAAGAAAGUAUAUAUUUUUUUAUGGAUGCAUUCAUUUUGUAAAAUAAUUGAAAAGCCUACCCAAAGGAAAUUAGCGUCAUCCCCUUCAACUCAAUAUUUACUUUCUCUAUUCAGAUGCACACAGAAACUUAGUUAGAAACAUUAACUUAAAUUGAGUUUUUCAAGUAAUUGAAUCAUAUUUACUGCUAAAACCAGCCCCUUGUUGGACCCAAAUAAAAACCACUACACCUGCCACCACAUUAACUAGAUUGAAAGAUAAAUGACAAUAGACAAGCGAUAAUGAUAGUCCAAUUUGUAAGUCGCUCUGGAUAAGAGCGUCUGCUAAAUGACUAAAAUGUAAAAUGUAAAUGUAAUAGAGAAUUAAUAUGCAUAGUGCUUGUCGUUACAAAAAUAAUUUGAGAGACCAUAUAAUAACUGAAGAAAAACACAACAAUAAGGUUAAUAUUGACCGUUCUUGAUGUGGAAAAUGGCAUUCCAUGGUAGCAGACGCAAGUCCACGUCACAUCAGGUCACAUCCAACUCAAGAGACGCCUGUCUCCACUCUACCCUCCGAGCGCACCCUCCUCUGCAUCGGGAUCACUAUCUUCUCCGAGGCCGAAAUAAAGCAGGGUUGAGCAGGGAUAGAAGUAGGCCUGCCUGUCCAAAAUGAACAUAUCGUUACAUAUUACCAAAAAAGAUGA
This is a messenger RNA of Salvelinus fontinalis (brook trout), 2240 nucleotides long. RefSeq names its product lnc RNA pou2af1 (gene pou2af3). Gene Ontology annotation, molecular function: DNA binding; POU domain binding. The record is from RefSeq and is a predicted model, not a curated record. The transcript has 4 exons. The coding region runs from base 538 to 1251 and encodes 237 amino acids. Lineage: Eukaryota; Metazoa; Chordata; Actinopteri; Salmoniformes; Salmonidae.